Monascus purpureus is the source of this 1161-nucleotide messenger RNA. The record is from the annotation of a GenBank genome assembly. NCBI's taxonomy places the organism in Eukaryota, Fungi, Ascomycota, Eurotiomycetes, Eurotiales, Aspergillaceae.
CCCAGCUUCAUCGUCCGUUUCGAAGGCCAUUUAUUGCUUCGUCGCUGGUAUUUAACUAUUCUUUAAACACAUAUAUCGUCCAACUGCGCACGGCCUUACUUCGACAUCCACACAUUCUCCAUCAUGCAGGCUGCACAGCAGUCCUGGGAACUCGAAAAUGCAGUCAAACUUGCCGAUCCCCACCGCGACGCACUCUACGCCUACUCUGAAGAAACUCACAAGGCACUCUCGGCAUCUCGACCCUGGUCCAAAGACCCACACUACUUCAAGCACAUCCGAAUCUCAGCCGUCGCACUCCUGAAGAUGGUCAUGCACGCACGCUCCGGCGGCUCCCUCGAAGUAAUGGGCUUGAUGCAGGGGUAUAUCCUACCAGAGACGUUCGUGGUAACGGAUGCAUUCCGCCUCCCCGUCGAGGGGACAGAGACGCGAGUCAACGCCCAAGACGAAGCAAACGAGUACAUGGUUUCUUAUCUUCAGUCAUGCCGGGAAGCAGGACGCAUGGAGAAUGCAGUGGGCUGGUACCACUCCCAUCCAGGCUACGGGUGUUGGCUAUCUGGGAUCGACGUGGCGACGCAGGAUAUGCAGCAGCUCAGCGGGCCGUUUGUGGCUGUCGUCAUCGACCCCGAGCGGACCAUUUCGACAGGGAAGGUGGAUAUCGGUGCCUUUCGCACGUUUCCUAAGGGAUACACGCCUCCCAAAGAUAGGGCGGAUAACGGAAAUGUUGAUGGCGCUGACGAGGGUGCCAGUGGUGAUGGGUACCAGGCUAUUCCGCUUAGCAAGGCAGAGGAUUUUGGGGCGUAUGCAUCACAGUACUAUUCGCUUGAUGUGUCACAUUUCAAGAGCUCAUUGGAUACGGAUCUGCUUUCGCUGCUGUGGAAUAAAUACUGGGUUGCUACGCUCAGUCAGAGUCCGUUAUUUACCACUCGUGACUACGGAAGCAGACAAAUAAUGGAUUUGAGCCAGAAGGUCCGUCGUGCGGCGAAGGGGCUAGAGAGUGCAGGCCCGAGAGGCGGAGGAAGCGCUACCAAGGACCAGCAGUUGGAUAAAAUAGUGAGAGAGGGUCAGCACAUCGUCUCAGAAGAGGUAAAGGGCCUGGUGGCUGCCCAGGUGAAGAUGAACCUAUUUCAGGGUAUUGGAGAAAGGAACAAAGUGGAGACAUAG